Molecule: messenger RNA, 297 nt
Organism: Dictyostelium discoideum AX4
Lineage: Eukaryota; Evosea; Eumycetozoa; Dictyosteliales; Dictyosteliaceae
Exons: 2
Coding region: 1-297 (98 amino acids)
Biological process (GO): vesicle-mediated transport
Cellular component (GO): membrane
Source: RefSeq, a predicted model, not a curated record
AUGUAUGAACUUUCAACACCAGGUUUCGAUAUUACAAUUUGCUUCUCUUUAUUAGGAGUUGGUGAUUUAGAAGGAAAUGAUAUAAAUUCAAUUGAAUUUUCAAGAAGAAUAAACAAAUUAAUUUUACCAGAAUAUAUAAUUCAAGCUGUUUUUUCAGUAUGGUUCCUUAUAACAUUUAGAUUCUUUUUAUUUUUAUUAAAUUCACCAGUUUUAGUUUAUCAUUAUUUAAGGUAUGAUUAUUUUUCAUUUAUUAUAUCAUAUAAUAAUAAAGAAAGAAUUAAAAGAAAUUGUUACUAA